Parnassius apollo (apollo) is the source of this 600-nucleotide messenger RNA. NCBI's taxonomy places the organism in Eukaryota, Metazoa, Arthropoda, Insecta, Lepidoptera, Papilionidae. The record is from the annotation of a GenBank genome assembly.
AUGCAAAAAAAUUCGACGCAUUUUAAUCAUUCCCAAAUAGCUCAGACUGAACUGCAUAAAAUACAAAAGGAACAACUCAACCAAGAAUGUUUGAGUGUAAUACAGGAGUGUAGUACGCGGUUGAACAGUACAUUUUAUAUGUUGGAAAGAAUGAUUAGAAUACAGGAUUCUCUAUGCCUGUACGUGUGUAAACACAACAUCUCUCAGUUGUCUCCUGAAGAGUGGCUGCAGCUUAAAAAAAUAGUGACUAUACUUCAACCUUUUGAAGAAAUUACCCGAAAUAUGAGGGACAAUAACACCAGUAUCUCAUCAGUAAUUCCACUUAUACAUACACUAAAGUAUAUAUUACACACUGAAGGCAGUAAACAAGACACAAAUGAAAAAUUUAAAAGUAUAAUAAAAUGUACCGUCGAUCAUUUAAAUUCCAAAUUUGGUGACCUUCAAUCAAACAAUUUCUUUGCAAUAGCAACAUAUCUAGAUCCUCGCUAUAAAACAAAAAAUUUUAAUGAAGUGGUUAAAGAGAAGAUUGAAACAGAAAUAAUGUCACUAUUUGAUGCAGAUACAUCUAAAACGAUGCUGAUAAUAUUGCCGUUCCUGUAG